AUGGGAGGAGGAGGGCCAUCCAGAGAGGAGGCUGGAAUUUCUUUUGUGACACCACCUCCAGCUCAGUUUACUCUUUUUUCUGCUUUCUUAAUUGUGCACUUGUUCCUCCAGAGGCAUCCUCACUCUCUUUUUCUGUUUAGUGGAAACUGUUGAAAGACACAACUCCUCUGUCUGCCUGGAAGGAAGCAGAGCGUAGUUUCUUACUUUCGAGGCUUCCUUCUUCAUUACAAGAAAACGAGGAAGUCAACUUGGAAAACAAAAAUGCUGAAGUAUAUAUGAAGAGGACUGCUGUUCUCUCUCAGCACUGGGGAGAGCGUUUGUCCUCCAGCCUCUAAUGGCCUUCCUGCCGGACUUCAUAGACCAGGCAUGACUGUCUCCCUGCGACAGUCCAGUCCUCAACCUGCUUCCUUUUCAUUCAGAAACAAAAACCCCAGCAACCACGUCUGGUGCAGCACAGAUGGAUGAGGCUGAAGGCCUGCAUUUGAGGGUCUCCUCUGAGGACUCUGUGCCGCUGCCGUCCUUCUUGGCUGAGCCCAUCAACUUAGAAGACUCCCAUUAUGUUCAGCUGAGAGGUGACCUUGAGCUUGAUGCCCAGAAUCUGGAGGCAGAGUCCUGGAGCCUUGCUGUGGACCAGAACUACCUGAAGGCUCUGAGCAAAGAGGCUGUUAAAAGACAGGAUGUUAUCUAUGAGUUGAUCCAGACGGAGAUGCACCAUGUGCGUACCUUAAAAACUACUCUCCACGUCUACAUGCAUGAGCUGAAGCAGUCGCUUAUCAUAGAUGAAGCCAGACUGGAACGGCUUUUCCCCAGAGUGGAAGCUCUGCUCAGCCUCCACCAGCACUUCCUCAACUGUCUCAAAGAGCGCCAGAUCCAGAGUCAGGAGGAGACGGACACAAACAACUACUACAUCACACAACUGGGGGAUAUCCUCAUAAAUCAGUUUUCAGGUCUUUUGGGAGAGCAGAUGAUGGAUAGUUACAGUGUAUUUUGCAGCCAUCACAGUGAAGCCAUCGGCUUCUACAAAGACCAGAUGCAGAACAACAAGAAGCUGCAGAUUCUUAUUAGAAAAAUCGGUCAGCUGCCUCUUGUUCGACGCUUGGGAAUCCCUGAAUGUUUCCUUUUGGUGACCCAGCGCAUCACAAAAUACCCUAUCCUGGUGGAACGGCUCAUCCAGAACACUGAAGCUGACACAGACGAGUACAAGUCUCUAGUAAAAGGUUUGGGGCUGAUCAAAGACACCAUCUACCGGGUAGAUGCUCUUGUCAGUGAAUAUGAGAAGGCUGCUCGUCUGAGAGAGAUCAGCCAUCGGUUGGAGCCAAAAGUUCCAGGUCGGCUGAAAGAUGGUCGGAUGUUCCGCAGAGAAGAUCUGCUCCAGGGUAACAGGAUACUCCUACAUGAGGGCACAGUCACCUGGAAGGUCUCUGGUAGACAGAAAGACGUCGUGGCUGUGCUGCUCACAGAUGUGCUCCUCCUUUUACAAGAGAAAGAUCAGAAGUUUGUAUUUGCUAACAUGGAAAAUAAACCAUCAGUGAUCUCCCUUGAAAGACUGAUUGUCAGAGAAGUGGCCCAUGAGGAUAAAGCCAUGUAUCUUAUCUGUGCAUGUACCACCAGCAUGCCAGAGAUGUACGAGAUCCACACAAGCUCCAAAGAGGAAUGCCAUACAUGGACGACCCUCAUACGAGAAGCUGCAGACUAUCUCCGGGAACAAGUGCAGCUCAAUGAACUCAUUACUACACUCCAAGAUUUUCAAGAUGUUCUGAAGCUUAAGGAUGACCAGAUAAAGCAAAGUCUGACAGAGAAGCAGCAGAUUUUUACUACUCUCUACAAGUACGCAAUGAUGCAGGAAUCCCCCAAAGGGCUGCUGCUACGUGGAGACACAACUGACCUCCAGCAGGGGGAGACGCUGCUUAAUGGAGCCAUCGAUGAGAUGGAAAACCUGCAGAACCUGCUCUUUAUGAUUAAAGGAGACUCAAACCUUUUGAUGGAGAAGAGCACCAUGCAGGGAGGUGUGCUCGGCGGGGAAGAAAACUUUGAAGCUGCUGAUGAUAUCCCUGUUUCUACCACCAUAAAAAAUGGAAGUGGAUUUGAGAAACAGAGCUGUGAGGACAUUUCAGUGGACAGCAAAGAAAGAAGUUGUGACCACCUGCAUGUGGAACAGUGCUAUUCUCAAGGCUUGCAGCAGUCUGCUGGCGAUGAAACUGAUAGUCUGUCAAUGAUAAACUGCAUCUCAGCCUCCAAUCCCAUCCCUGGGACAGCUGUGUAUAACAGUGUGAUGAGACUGUCAAGAAGACUCUACAGCUUAAAAGCUGUCAUCGCCCAGCAGGACAGCAUGAUUGAGCUGCAGCAGGCUUUCCAGUUUAAGAACAAGCAGUCUGUUCGUCAGUAUAGCAACAUGCUCCUGGAGCAGGAGAAGCAGCGCAACUUGGAGAAGCAGAAGGAGGAGCUGGCUAACCUGCACAAGCUAAAGACUCAGCAUCGAGAGGAGCAGCAGCGCUGGGAGAAGGAGAGGGAGCGGCAGAUGAUCCAGAUGGAGGUUCUGGAAGCUCAGCUGAAACAGAAGGAGGAGGAGAGCAGGAGGUGGGAGGCGAAGCUGAAUGAGGAAAAGUCAGAGCUGGACAGGCAGAGGGAAAACUACCAGCAGGACCUAAAAAGACUGAGGGAGGUCACGAGAACAGUGGAUAAGGAGAACGAGCGACUGGUUCAGGAAAAGGAACGUCUUGAGAAGCUGAAGUCAAAGCUCAUCCCGACUUCAGGAUUCUCUCGUUAUGAUGAUCCUUUUCAAUCCUGGAGUCACUCUCCUUACUCCUCAUUCAGGGGGAGCGUGGUGAACGGAGCUGGGACUCAGAAGCCUCAUGGCUUGACUGUUAAUCACUCCAGUCUGACAGAAAUUCCUCCAAAGGUUCCACCACGCGGGGAGAGCAUCAGCCCCAAACCAGCCACAGCAGAGCUGCCCAGCCACCUGAUCAGCACCACCAACCAGGUGCAGAAACCUGCAGUGGUGCUGCAGAAAAUCCCUACCAAGCUGGCAAAAGGGAGCAAAGGAAAGGAGAAGAGUUUCAAGGGGAAGGGGUCCCACCAGAGAGCUCACAGUGCAGCCUCUAUAGAUGUGAGCCAGGUGCUGCCCAUUCGAGGGACGGUGACAGAAGGAGGCAGUCUGAAAGUCAAAAGGCAUGCCAGUCCACAGAGGGUCCUAACUACAGAUACCUUCAGACCACCAGGACCAGCUCACAAUAUAAAAUCAUCUCAGUCCUUUAGGCCAAACAAGCAGAACAGCAGCGACCCUCCGCCACCAAUACCACCUCCCUUCCCCACAGAGAUCCGUGAUACCUUCAGACCACCAGGACCAGCUCACAAUAUAAAAUCAUCUCAGUCCUUUAGGCCAAACAAGCAGAACAGCAGCGACCCUCCGCCACCAAUACCACCUCCCUUCCCCACAGAGAUCCGUGAUACCUUCAGACCACCAGGACCAGCUCACAAUAUAAAAUCAUCUCAGUCCUUUAGGCCAAACAAGCAGAACAGCAGCGACCCUCCGCCACCAAUACCACCUCCCUUCCCCACAGAGAUCCGUGAUACCUUCAGACCACCAGGACCAGCUCACAAUAUAAAAUCAUCUCAGUCCUUUAGGCCAAACAAGCAGAACAGCAGCGACCCUCCGCCACCAAUACCACCUCCCUUCCCCACAGAGAUCCGUGGUAAGCGGAAAGAGAAAGUGAUAUUCCUUUAAUCACUAGACUUUGGGAUGUAUCCUGGUCCAACAGGCAUGGAGACAGUGAUGGAGCUGUAAAAAGACAUUGCACAUGACUUUGGGAUGGAUGUGUGUGUGUGUGUGUGUGUGUGUGUGUGUGUGUGUGUGUCCAGUAUGAAGAGGCCACUUUCAACUACGGUACUUUUUUAACAGGAAAAAAAGCUGACUUAAGUUUAAAUCAGCUGAUUGUGAAAACAAAGGAGUUUAUUGAUGAAGAGAUGCACAUUUGUGACAGAGGAUGCAUGGAAAAAAUCUGAAAAAGAAAAUGUGUGGCCUAUUUGGAUUUUUGAAAAGUUUCUAUUUUAAUGAAGAUUUUUAGGGCCAAAGACUGCCUAGAAGUUUUUUGUGUUUUUAUUGGAGAUGAAAGUAGUUUUUUGUGUUUUUAUUGGAGAUGAAAGUAGUUUUUUGUAACCAUUUAGCACUCUUAUCUUAAGCUUUAAAUACUGCUGUAAGGUGUGUACAGUGUACAUUUAUUUAACAAGUUUACAUCUGUGUAAAUACAAAGUGCCAAACGCAUGAUUUUUAUUUUGGAAUGAAUCAGAUGUUAUUGAAAUUUGUACUGUGUGCGUGUUCCUCAGGUUUGCAAAUUAAUAGGGUUUGGUGAAGAAGUUAGUCGGAAUUGUUAAUGUACUUCUCCUUUGGAAACAGAAGACAUUCAUUUACUCUGUGAAAACUGAGACCAAUAAAAUGGCUUCUGACUUCCCUGUUCAGGGAUGUUCUGGUACAAUGAAACAUUAAAA
Molecule: messenger RNA, 4485 nt
Organism: Melanotaenia boesemani (Boeseman's rainbowfish)
Lineage: Eukaryota; Metazoa; Chordata; Actinopteri; Atheriniformes; Melanotaeniidae
Gene: arhgef18a
Product: rho/rac guanine nucleotide exchange factor (GEF) 18a
Exons: 24
Coding region: 458-3724 (1088 amino acids)
Biological process (GO): regulation of Rho protein signal transduction
Cellular component (GO): plasma membrane
Molecular function (GO): guanyl-nucleotide exchange factor activity
Source: RefSeq, a predicted model, not a curated record